This is a messenger RNA of Cetraspora pellucida, 207 nucleotides long. The record is from the annotation of a GenBank genome assembly. NCBI's taxonomy places the organism in Eukaryota, Fungi, Glomeromycota, Glomeromycetes, Diversisporales, Gigasporaceae.
AUGAUUAUUAUUAAAUUAGAGCCAGGACCAGUAACUUUCCAUGAUGGCUACACUAUCUUUAUAAAGGAAAAUGAUUUUUGCAUUUAUUUAAUUGAAACAAAUGGCCGUAGUCAGGAUAAACUAACAGCUAACACCACUACUACCUACAAUACUAUUCCAAAUCCUAAUAGUCGACAAUACUGUGGAUGUAUUAUCUUGGAGCAGUAA